GGUUGUUACACAAGUGCGUAGAUGCGUGUCAAUUUGGAACUGUGCUGAAAUAAGGUGUUUCCAAUAGGAAUACUGCAACAUUUGGCGAUUUGGUUCGGCAAAAAUUGAGCGUUCAACGAAUUACAGUUAAAAACAGAGAGUAGGCGAACCAAGUAAUUCAUUGGCAGAGGGAGCUGAAUCACUUUCAAUCGCAGCAAGUCUCGAAUGUCGGAGGAAAUUUAUGGUGAGUGAUAUUGCCAUGAUGAAGCGUCGUUCGCUGGCCGGGAACUGCGGUGUGGGAGUGUUCGUGAUAGCCCUUGUGACGGUGCUGGUUGCCUUUGCGACUCCGAGCUGGCUGGUGAGUGAUUACCGCAUCACCGGUGCUAAACUGGACCGGCUGGGACUGUGGACGCACUGCUUCCGCUCGCUGCCGGACGUUAACGAUGAUUACCAGCGGCGGUUCUUCGUCGGCUGCCGCUGGGUGUACGAUCCGUUCACCAAGGGGUACGACGAGAUUCGAGGAUUCCUGAUACCACCUUUUAUGGUCGCGACCCAAUUCUUCUACACGCUGUGUGCGAUCGGAGUGCUGGUUUCGAUGAUCCUAGUGCUACUGUUCUUCCUAUGCGCCGGUCCAGAUCAGAAAUUCUUCGUCAAGCUGAUUAGGACAAUUGGCUACCUCAACCUGGGUGCGGGUAUCAGCGGCGGUAUAGGUGUGAUCAUUUUCGCCGUAUUCGGCAACAAGGACAAAUGGAUGCCAGAACACGCCAACAACUGGUUUGGAUGGUCUUUCAUCCUGGCCUGUAUCGGGGCGGUUGCCUGCGGUAUCGCGUCCUCCCUUUUCCUGACCGAAGCUCACGUGCAAGCGAGAAAACGGCGGCAGCUGAAGGAGUCGCAAACCCGGUUCCAGAUUGACAGUGAAACGAAGGCUUGAAUGCGGGCCCCUUAGUGGCCGAGCGCAGAACGACGAAUAUUUUAGGUUAAAAGCGCACAGCGAGAACGUUUUACCUUUGAAAGUUGACAGUACAAUCCAGAGAAAAUGCCUUUUAGCGCGAGCGAGUUACGAACUUUACAAACAAUUUUAAAUACUGAUAUCUGAAUCUGUGUUGCAAUGGAUCGGAACUAGUAUGCAAUUUUACAAUUAUUUUUUGUUUUGUAUGUAACAAUCUGUCGUACUAAUCGAAACGCGAUGCCGUCCAUAAUUAGAAUCUCUAAGUUGAAACAUACGUUUGAAAGUUUACAGUUAAAUGUAAAUAGUUUUUAAGGCAGAACAUUCCACGCAAUAAUUCCCCCUUUGUGCACAGUAAAGUACACUCCAAUUCGUAAUGCCAAAUUAGAUCAGUAACUCAAUCCGGACACUAAUCGCAACGAGUGUCAGCAAACUUAAAAGCACGUGGAUAUUUUAGUGUCGUGGUAACUUACUUCAUUUUAUUGUUUCAAAUAAUUUCCAUCUUUUAUUUCCUUUUUUUUACUAUCAAGAUUCAUCCUUCCAGCCCUUUCUUUCGAGGAAGAACGAAUCAGAUAUGCUGCCUUGAAUAAGAUAACAAGUAAUGCUUUAAGUCCGAAUCAUUGAUUUUGAUGAUAAGCAAAAUUGCGUGAAACUAGUAAGCAAAACGCAGAAUCGCAAUUGGCUCAUUUUUAUUGGCGGAAUAUUUUUUCUCCGGCGCAACAAGUUCUAGGGCGUCUAGUUUUAGUGUAAGUUUUAGAUAAGCAAAAACUUUAAUAGAAAUAUUUUCAUUUGAAUCAAUAAAAAAUGUAUCAGAAA
Topomyia yanbarensis is the source of this 1741-nucleotide messenger RNA. RefSeq lists its product as uncharacterized. Lineage: Eukaryota; Metazoa; Arthropoda; Insecta; Diptera; Culicidae. Gene Ontology annotation, cellular component: septate junction; membrane. Gene Ontology annotation, biological process: regulation of tube size, open tracheal system; septate junction assembly. The record is from RefSeq and is a predicted model, not a curated record. The coding region runs from base 221 to 910 and encodes 229 amino acids. The transcript has 4 exons.